This is a messenger RNA of Aspergillus japonicus CBS 114.51, 990 nucleotides long. RefSeq lists its product as uncharacterized. The record is from RefSeq and is a predicted model, not a curated record. The coding region runs from base 29 to 724 and encodes 231 amino acids. The transcript has a single exon. Lineage: Eukaryota; Fungi; Ascomycota; Eurotiomycetes; Eurotiales; Aspergillaceae.
UAAUAAGACUAUAUGACUGAAACCUACAAUGGAGCCCCCUCUCAGCCGUACAACAUCAGUUCAGAUUUCACUUAUCUCAUAUGGCCAUGCCAACGGGCCUGUGGUACAACAACCUCGGGAGGCACGAUAUUACCAAAUCUUAGCCUACAACAUUCGACACUUGCCCAACCCACCCCGCAAUCUGCGGGUCAACGCAACCGGCCUAUCGCGGCGAUUGCAGAAGGAGUUCCUCCAGAAUGAUGCGGUCGAGGCCGCCUUGGUCAAGGUCCAACAGGAGAUAGUCAAUGCGGUCCAAGAAGGCUGCGCACAGCCGCUGUGUUCCACGGCGCGGGAAGAACUUCAACAGGCCGCCUCGCAGACUGAUACGUCCCCGAGUUUGCAUGGCCAUGCCAGCGCAGAGCUCGCCGUUGAUGGUGCAGAGGUCGAUAUCGUGGUGACAAUCUGUUGCGAAGAAGGCCGUCAUCGGAGUGUGGCGUUUGUGGAGGAACUAGCCCGGCGGCUGGUUACCGUCAAAGAUGGGGAUGGUGUUUUGCAGCUCUGGGCCUUGAAUGUGAAUAAAACACAUCGCGAUAUUGAAGAAGGGGAGGAUUCUGAGCACUCCCUAGGUCAAAAGCGGCGUCCAAACAAGGUUCAUGCACAGACUCGACAGCGAGAACGACGUGAAAAGGGAAAUCGGUUUAGAUCGCGGGUCGGAGACGAGGACGAAACGGACGAGAUUCAUUAAACCCAUUAUGAACGAAGUAGAUGCUUGUUUUGUGCAAUGAGAGGGUACACUAUGUACAUUAUGGCAUCGAAAUAAUGUGCCUUUCCGGAAAAUCUGCUGGUGAUGCUGAAGACCCGCCUCUUGAGGAUACUUGCACUACUGUCAAACCCUAGGGGUAGUUGUGUGGAUAGUAGUACCGAGCAAGAGAAAGAAGACUACAGUGGUGCUAGCCAAUCCCACGUACGACAGGCAACACACAUUAAUCUUUCCUAUCAGCAAAUAAAUGU